Sphenostylis stenocarpa is the source of this 2085-nucleotide messenger RNA. NCBI's taxonomy places the organism in Eukaryota, Viridiplantae, Streptophyta, Magnoliopsida, Fabales, Fabaceae. The record is from the annotation of a GenBank genome assembly.
AUGGCGUCUGACAAGAACCGUUUUGAUCGCACUGGACCCUUACAUUUAACUUAUGUUGACUGGGAUAAUGCGCAUCAUCGAAGAUCAGUUGCUGCUAGUUUGGUCCAUGGUGUUUAUAUUUUAGAGGAGGACAGGCAAGAACGUCGUGAAGGUCCCAAUGCUCUUGCAGUGCCUUGGUGGACGUUCUUCCACUUUCAGUUGCUUCGUAGACUUGAUGAUGUUGAUUCUUCCAUCUUCGGUGCAAUUUAUGAGUUCAAGCCUUCAACAUCUAUGUGCAAUGAAACCUUAUUAUGCAGAAGUCCACGUUAUGUAAUUGCCUUUCGAGGGACUAUGGCCAAGGCACACUCAGUUUCUCGUGACAUUGAGUUGGAUAUCCACGUUCUGCGAAAUAGCCUUCAUCAGACAUCACGCUCUGAGAUAGCAAUCCAAGCUGUUCGAAACAUGGUGGCUACUGUGGGUGCUUCCAAUAUCUGGUUAACAGGCCACUCACUAGGAUCAGCAAUGGCAAUGCUCAUUGGGAAAACCAUGGCCAAGACUGGCGUAUUUAUUCAGUCUUUUCUCUUCAAUCCUCCAUAUGUAUCUGGUCAAACUGAGAGAAUUAAGGAUGUGAAAUUGAAACAUAGAGUUCGAUUUGCUGGCAGUAUAGUAACAGCAGGACUUGCCAUUGUUUUCAAGGCUAAGCAGAAGAAGAGUUUGUCCUUUGAUUCAUUUGCUGCUUUGUCGGCCUGGGUUCCAUGCUUAUUUGUGAAUCCAUCUGACUAUAUCUGCUCUGAGUAUAUUGGAUACUUUGAGCACAGAAGAAAAAUGGGGGAUAUUGGUGCAGGGAGCAUUGAGAAGUUAGCCACCCAAACCUCCCUUGGUUGUCUAGUGAUGGAGAAGCUCAUCGGAUUCACCAAUGGUGGAAACCCGACUUACUCCUGGAAUCCAAGCUCUACCAAUACUAAGAAUUCUGGUAGUUGUUGUAAUAUAUUGCUUGGUGGGUCUGUUUUGAGUCAUGCUAUCUCUGGUUUUCUAUGUGAAGUUGAUGUUUUAAACUAUGUUAUCUCUGGUUUUGGUGUAAUGGCUUCUGAGAGGGAAUAUUUUGACCGCUCUGGACCCUUACAUUUAACUUAUGUUGACUGGAAUAAUGCAUAUCAUCGAAAGUCAGUUGCUGCUAGUUUGGUCCAAGGUGUUUAUGUUCUAGAGAAGGACAGACAACAACGGCGAGAAGGUCCCAAUGCUCUUGCACUGCCUUGGUGGACGUUCUUCCACUUUCAGUUGCUUCAUACGCUUGUUGAUGAUGUUGAUUCUUCCAUUUUUGGAGCAAUAUAUGCGUUCAAGCCUCCAACAUCUAUGUGCACCUUACGCAGAAGUACAUGUUAUGUAAUUGCCUUCCGAGGUACUAUAACCAAAGCAGAUUCAGUUUACCGUGACAUUGAGUUGGAUAUGCAUUUUGUGAGAAAUGGACUUCAUCAAACAUCACGCUCUGAGAUAGCUAUCCAAGCUGUUCGAAACAUAGUGGCUACUGUUGGUGCUUCCAAUAUCUGGUUAGCCGGCCACUCACUAGGAUCAGCAAUGGCCAUGCUCGCUGGGAAAACCAUGGCCAAGACAGGCAUAUUUAUUGAGUCUUUUCUCUUCAACCCUCCAUAUCUAUCUGCUCCAAUUGAGAGAAUUAAGGAUAAGAAAUUGAAACAUGGGCUUCGAUUUGCUGGCAGUGUAGUAACAGCUGGACUUGCCAUUGCUAUGAAGGCUAAGCAAAAGAAGAGUUUGUCCUUUGAUCCAUUUGCUGCUUUGUCUGCCUGGAUUCCAUGCUUAUUUGUGAAUCCCUCUGACCAUAUCUGCUCUGAGUAUAUUGGAUACUUUGAGCACAGAAAAAAAAUGGAGGAGAUUGGUGCAGGAAGCAUUGAAAAGUUAGCCACCCAAACGUCCCUUGGUUGUCUAGUGAUGGGUGCGUUGGGAAAGGAAUCUGAUGAACCUCUACACCUUAUUCCUUCUGCAUCUCUAACGGUUAAUCAUACUCCUUCACGAGAUUUCAUAGAAUCUCAUGGGAUUCACCAAUGGUGGAAACCCGACUUACGCCUGGAAUCCAAGCUCUACCAAUACUAA